Meleagris gallopavo (turkey) is the source of this 954-nucleotide messenger RNA. RefSeq names its product ring finger protein 212B (gene RNF212B). Lineage: Eukaryota; Metazoa; Chordata; Aves; Galliformes; Phasianidae. Gene Ontology annotation, biological process: reciprocal meiotic recombination; homologous chromosome pairing at meiosis; protein sumoylation. The record is from RefSeq and is a predicted model, not a curated record. Gene Ontology annotation, cellular component: synaptonemal complex. Gene Ontology annotation, molecular function: SUMO transferase activity.
ACGCCCGUAACGGCCGCUCCCGCUUUUCCCGCCCUUUUAACGGUUUCCCUCAGGCUCUUCCCGCCCCUCCCGGAGCUCCGCCCCCUCUAUGGCGGCCCCCCCCGCCCGGGAUUGGUUCCACUGCAAUCGCUGCUACCGCCAGGAAGGCGCCCGCUUCUCCGUCACCAGCUGCGGGCACGUCCUGUGCGAGGCCUGCCUGGGUGCAGGGCCGUGCCCCAUCUGUGCUGCUGCGUGCCGCCGCUUCCCCAUCCCCGAGCAGCUGGAGGAGACACUCUUCUUAAAGAGCCCCGCCGCCAUCGCCCGGCAGCGCUUGGCACACAUCUCUCAGGCCUGGCGCUUCCAGCAGGCACAGGUGGACCUGCUGCUUGCCUCCCACCGUGACACAGCGCGCCGGGCUGAGGCGGCUCUGCGGGACACCCGGCGGGCAUUGGACUCCAAGCAGAGGGAAGCAGAGACGCUGCGGAGGGAGAACGGGGAGCUGCGGAGGCACCUGCGGGAGGCUGAGGUCUCCCCUACCUGGCGGUCGAGCAGGAGCAGCACUCCUCGGCCCAUUGGCAUCACUUCCCCAGCAACGACAGUCACCCCCCAGCCUCGGCGGCAGCUCAGCGGGCAAGUGGUGAGCCGCUUGGCCUCACUGGAGUUCCCCUCGGCCAGCAGCACCCCGACGUGGCUGGGUGAGCCCCCAAACCUGCUGCACGUGCCGCCGCCUCUCCCAGCUGCGCCCACCGCCAGGCUCCCAAACCACAUCCCUUUUGGCUGCACGCUACACCCCCCGCAUUCCUACAGCCCGACCCUUUUAUCCUGUGCCCGUAGCCGUGCCCCCUGCCCAAAGCCCCUCCCCUUCACACCCUGACCGCUACGCCCGCUCCCCAGCCACGCCCUCGGCUUCCCCACCCUCUCUUGAUUCCACCCAUUCCCAGCCUUGCCCCUCUCCUCUGACCCCGCCCUUCUGUC